Messenger RNA from Sarcophilus harrisii (Tasmanian devil), 3391 nucleotides. RefSeq names its product baculoviral IAP repeat containing 5 (gene BIRC5). The transcript is spliced from 4 exons. Lineage: Eukaryota; Metazoa; Chordata; Mammalia; Dasyuromorphia; Dasyuridae. The record is from RefSeq and is a predicted model, not a curated record. Bases 93 to 521 code for a protein of 142 amino acids.
UCCCAGAAGGCCAUGGACCAAAGAAAGCCCAGGUGCUCCCGGCAUGCCGCGCGGUGGCUGAGUUUGAAACGGUCUGCUUUCCCGGCUGCAAAAUGAGCGCCCCGCCGCUUCCUCAGACUUGGCAGCUCUACCUGCUCGAUAGCCGCAUCUCUACUUUCCAGAACUGGCCUUUCACGGAGGACUGCGCCUGCACCCCGGAACGGAUGGCUGAAGCUGGGUUCAUCCACUGUCCAAGCGAAAACGAGCCUGAUUUAGCCCAGUGCUUCUUCUGUUUCAAGGAACUAGAGGGCUGGGAACCAGAGGAUGAUCCUAUGUUGGAACAUAAAAAGCAUUCAUCUAGUUGUGCUUUCAUCAGCAUUAAGAAGAAGAUUGAAGAAUUAACCCUCAAUGAGUUUCUGAAACUGGACAAAGAAAGAGCCAAAAACAAGAUUGAAAAGGAAACCUCCCGGAAAAGAAUUGAAUUUGAAGAGCGUGCAAAAGAAGUACGACAUGACAUUGAGCAACUGGCUGCAUUGGAGUGACUCCUCUUCUUAAUACCUUAUCCCACAACUUAAUCAUUAUUUCUAAGACAUGUUCUCCAAAUAUUAGUGUGGGACUGCUCAAUGAUGCUUUCCAACAGAAGAAAACUUUGGGAAUUUGAAGUUAGAUUUCAUCAGCUAUUUUUUGCUGGUGGAUGAUGCCAGAUGCAAUUUGAUUCCAUUUUGUCCAACUGUUAUUUAUAGCACUGGUGACUUCUGUCUUUUUUGAGCUAUUUUUUCAUUUUUGUAUUUUUAUAUUGCUGCCUCCUGUCCUUGCUAGGUGCUAGAUGAAGACCUGGGUGAGAAGUAGAAAGAACUAAAGUACUGAAUCCAUUCUUAUAUUUGCUAUUCAUGCCUAACAAACUUUCUCUUAGCUAAUACUGUUAUAGUUAGCCUUUGUUAUCUAGCUUUCUAUCUUUGGAUCCUGGGAUUUGAGUAAAAAUGUUCUGCACAUAGUUGAAUUUAUAAUCCCAUGGUAAAUAUGCUAGUAGUUAAUUAAGGAUUAAGUAUUUUUAUACUUUGUAUAAUAAUACUUUGGAUUUAUAUUGUAUCAUUUUUACAUUGUACAUAAAGCCAUUUCAAUAUUGGUUCAUUAGGCACAAUGGCCUUUAGAAGGUACUUACUGUUGCCUUUGUUUUUUCCUAUCAAAGUAUGAAUACUUCAAAUGAGAUCACAUCACUUAACAAAAUCUUUGAAUGAUGCUAUAUGUUUUAAAAAUCAGCAGUCUGGUUAUUUGUAACAAUAUUUUUUUGUAUUAGUACUCAUAAAUAGAUUUUAUGAUUCAACAGUCUCAAAUAUAGAGAAAUAAUGCUUUUUUUAAAAACCCAGCACUUAUUCUCUUAGUUGGUGUUUGUAUUUGAGUCUUUUUCAAAUAGCUGUAGCAUUGUAAGAGAUAUGAAAAGUGUCGAAAAGAGAUACCUGUUUCCAGAGCAAAGUAAAGUUGCUCUUCUGCUUUGCCUUCAUUUGUUAAAAGAAGCUAAUUAUAAUGGAAAAGUUGCACAGACUACAAAAUCAAAUUCCCUGAAGCAAACUUUUUCCAGAGUCCUGGCACACUAAUUCUUUUCUCCAUAGAAGAAUCACAAAAUGCAUAUUAUUUUUCAUAGGGUGGCAAUGGGUGGUAUUGAAUACUUGAAAUUUAUCUAAGGCUGCUUUAUGCUAUUUUUUUCUGUUACGUUUUUCAGUAAUGUUUAAAAUUAAGAAGGUCAGUAUUCAUUUAUUAGAGUGUCAUCACAUGCAUUUUCUAAAAAAUUGGAUUAGAACACAUUUUUUCUUAUGUCAUAUUUUUUGGUACUCCCUCUCUGUUUUUUCUAAGGUCAUAAAGUUCAUGGCACUUGGGUAAAAUUCAUGAUCACGCUCUUUAAAGCUGCAGCAUCAACUAACAUUUGAAAAUGGAUAAUUACUGUGGUAGGCAUAAGAUUAGAAAAACAAAAUGAGCUAUAAUUCAUAUGUUAUACCAACUCCUAAGACAGAAAAAGAUUGGUGAACUUAAAACCCUAAGUGUGAUACAUUUUCAACUUAGACUUUUUCUACGGCAAGUCUUGCUUUCAAUUUAACCAGUCUGUGGAAUUAUUUUUUGAUGUUUAGAUUGAAAGCUGUUUGAGGGAAGAUAUUGUGUCUUAUUUGUUUCUCCCAGCAUUUAUCAGAACAUUGGACACAGGAAGAACUAAAUAGAUGCUUUCUGAAAAACCACCAUUUAAAUUUAUUCUUACCUGGCAUAGGCUGAGCUGAGCUUAAAUAGCUCUUCAAGGAAGGUGAGUCAAAAAAGUUUUUAAGUUAGAUAAAGGUGGGGGGGUUAAUUUGGGAAAACAAAAUAUAUUUCCAUUCCUAUUUUUAAAGCAUAGAGCAUCAUUCAAAGGAUUUGAUGUGGCUUCAUUUUUCUGUAUUGUAAAUUUUCUAGGACAUUACAAACUCUUAUUUAAAAACAAACCCAUUAUUCCAAAGCCUUCUAAUGAAGACCUAUGAAACUUCUAAUAUGUAAAGAGAGAAAAGUCUUAGCUGGCAGAAGUUGCCGCUAAAAAAAACCUACCAAGAGGCCAUGUGCUUAUGGUCUGGGUGCGGAUGUUCUUUAUGUUUUUCUGAAAGAUGAUACUAAAAAGCUCCUAAAACCUGCUCAAUGAGUUAGCAUUAUAAAGACAUACCUAAUCUGUUUUGUCAAGUUUUUUGAUCUCAAAGAUCAAAUCAUACCUAUUUUCUUUUCUCAGUAUUUUCAGUUUUGCUACAUUUCUCUAGAAUCAUUGUCAUCUGAAUAAAUAAUAGAAGAGUGAAUUUGGAAUAGCAUAAGCUUUUCUUAGCAUGACUUACCUUGGCCUUCCUAUAGCAGAUUAAAAUAUUUUAUCCACCUUCAUGAAGUUAAACAGUGCUACUACAGAUCCUUGAGGAUAAUUUUAAUUUUUUCAGAGGAAUAAAUUAGAGGACAAAUACUACUCUCUGAGUUUUAAUUUUUUUUUUCAAGCUGCUUUUGUGAUUCCAUCAUAGUCUCCUCAAGAAUCUUUCUGAUGCCACAAUUGAAACUGUUGAUCAGUUGUUCUGACAAAAGAAUUGAACUGGCCUUGGUCUGUCCUGUAAGAACCAUGUAAGUUUCUUGACUAAUUUCUGUAAAUGCCAGUAGAACUUUUUUCUUGUAGAAAAUUAGUUGUGAAAGAUGUGUUCCAAAGUAAUGGGAAAAAAAGUGAAACAUUUAAAAAAUAAGUGAGAAUAGGGGGAAAUUCAGAAGACACACGUGGAUUUUAUUCUUAACAUGAUAAAGUUUGUGUUUAUUUUCAAAACAAACUAUCCAAGAGAGUCAUGAUUUCUUAUGUAAUCCUUUUCUCCUGUCCUUUACAUAUGGAAAUGUUUGUUGAUAAGUUCAUAAUUAAAAAAAAAAAAUGUUUAAA